Molecule: messenger RNA, 369 nt
Organism: Psylliodes chrysocephalus
Lineage: Eukaryota; Metazoa; Arthropoda; Insecta; Coleoptera; Chrysomelidae
Source: the annotation of a GenBank genome assembly
AUGAUCAACUCCAAUCUUGCAGUUUAUACCAAAGUACACAAGCCAUUACAGCAGGAAGAAAACCUUAAAAAAGUAUAUAUUGAUCACGAUUUAAACAUAUCCAAGUUGUACAUAGACCACUCCAUUGAUUGGUGUAAAAAUCGAGAUCUACAGCCUGUAUUAGAAGAUAAAUACAGGCGUAUUUUCUGCAGCGAGUAUAAUAUUGGGUUUAAGCUGCCCAAAAGUGAUACCUGUAAAACAUGUGAUAUGCUGAAGGUAGUUAUAGAAGAUCAAAAUGCGAGUGAAGAGGAAAUUAGGCAAAAUAAAAUCAAGCAUGAGUUGCACUUACGAAGAGCUGAAGCAAUAAAACAAAGUUUAAAACGAAGUUGA